Cygnus olor (mute swan) is the source of this 839-nucleotide messenger RNA. RefSeq names its product E3 ubiquitin-protein ligase RNF38-like. NCBI's taxonomy places the organism in Eukaryota, Metazoa, Chordata, Aves, Anseriformes, Anatidae. The record is from RefSeq and is a predicted model, not a curated record. Bases 129 to 785 code for a protein of 218 amino acids. The transcript is spliced from 6 exons.
CAGUGGCACAGCAUGGAAUUCCACUUUGUACAACCCAGCACAUACCAGCCUGCAGCACACAGCAGGUCCCAGGUUGUUCUGUGGCAUUCAGUGACCAGCACCUUCCUAUCUGUAGUGUGCCUCCUCCAAUGCUUCAGGCAUGCUCAGUCCAACAUCUACCAGUACCGUAUGCAGCAUUCCCACCUCUGAUUUCUAAUGAUAAUGAUCCAUUCCUUUUGCAUCCUUCUCACCUCUCUCCACAUCACCCAUCUCAUCUGACACUUCCAGGGCAAUUUGUUCCCUUCCAAGCACAGCAGCCACGUUUGCCACUUCAAAGGAUAGACAAUGAAGUAGAACUGUUUGGAGAACAUCUUCCUAUAGGAAGCUUUACCUACCCUCCAUCAACUCAUCCACCAACAUUGACUUCCUCAGCUCCUUUCCAGUUCUUAUCCCAUGAUCCUUUACACCAAGAAGUUUCAUUUGGAGUUCCUUACACACCUUUUAUGCCUCGAAGACUCACAGGACGCAGUAGAUACCAAUCACAGCAAACAAUACCACCACAUCCAUACCAUUCCAGCCUAUUACCAUAUGUGCUAUCAGUGCUUCCAGUGUCACCUGCAGUUGGACCAGCUUUCAGUUUUGAGUUGGAUGUGGAAGAUGGAGAAGUGGAAAACUACGAGGCACUGCUGAAUUUGGCAGAACGUCUAGGAGAAGCCAAACCUCGAGGACUGACAAAGGCAGACAUAGAACAGCUUCUAUCUUACAGGUUCAAUCCAAACAACCACCAAUCGGAACAGACGUUGUAAGUACACCUAUCUCAAAUUUGCAUACUUUACAUGACUGUGUUUCCAUUCCUUUAG